This is a messenger RNA of Colossoma macropomum (tambaqui), 8864 nucleotides long. RefSeq names its product proline rich 12a (gene prr12a). The record is from RefSeq and is a predicted model, not a curated record. NCBI's taxonomy places the organism in Eukaryota, Metazoa, Chordata, Actinopteri, Characiformes, Serrasalmidae.
AUGGACAGAAAUUACCCGGGAGCUGGCUUUGGGGAUCUGGGCGCAGGAGCCGGAUGGAGCUACGAGAGAUCCGCCAAAGCGAGUUUGGUUUAUGGCAGCUCCAGAUCUUCACAUCCAGAAUCUGAACUCCUCCAUCGCCAAGCCUACGCCACUCCUCACCCCCUACAGGGCUAUGCAACCAAUCACCACCCUGGCAGCUCUGGACAGGGUGGAGCAUGGGGGGCAGCUGGGAGGAGUCUGAGCUUAUCGGGACUUUUUGAUGCUGGGUUACACCACGCAAGUCCCUCAGGUCCAGAUCCGUCUGUAAUGAACCUGAUCUCAGCUUUGGAAUCCCGGGGUCCACAGCCACCGCCCUCUGCCUCCUCUCUUCUCUCCCAGUUCCGCACUCCAUCUUGGCAGACUGCGAUGCACACACCUGCCCCUGCAGAACUUUUCAUCUCCGGGGCCCUUCCUGGUUCUGGAUCAUUUCCAUCCUCCUCUGCCUUAUCAGCCUAUCAACACCCAGCAUCAUUUUCUGGGCGCUCAUUUCCUGGGGUGACCCCUUCACUUUCGCUACAGGACACUCCUACAUUCAGCCCCACUUCCAAUGGCUUGCUGUCACCCCAUGAUCCUUUGCUGCACAUCAAGACACCCUCUCAGUCAGGUCUGGGCUUCGAUCGCCUGUUGUCAUCUCAAGGUGCUGCUGCAGCGUACCGUGGGAGCCAUGAUCCUAGUGGUGGUGGUGGUGUCACGAGUGCCCAAGCCUCCUCAGCAGCUUCAGCUUCUGCUCGCCAUCUGCAGUCUCACCAGUUCAACUUGCUGUCCUCACAGCUUCAGGACCAGUCCUCACAGUUAUACAGUGCAUCUGUGUUUUCCUCUACUCCUGCUCCACCUCAGCCAAGCUCCCAAGAGCGGACCGUACCACGACAAGACAGUGUCAUUAAGCACUACCAGCGUCCCUCGCCAGCACAGGCGACUGCCUCCACACCUCACCCCCUCCAGCACUACCUCAGUUGUGGAGUGUCUGGGUAUCAGCAGGCCCCUCAUCCUCGUCAUGCUGGCCUCUCCUGCAGUCCACUAGGAGAGCACAGUCCUUCGUCUGACCAUAAGCCUUCCCCCAGAACGGAGCAGUACCGACCUAUCAUCCAGCCCUCUUAUGGAUCUUCCUCAUCCUCAUCUUCUGGUGGGCCAGGCAAGGGGUCAAAAAGCAGUUCCAGUAGUGGCUACUCUUCUUCCGGUUCUGGGUCCUCCUCCAGAACCCCCCAUACACCACCUUCUGCAUCUUCUGCCUCAUCUUCUUCCUCUUCGUCUUCUUCCUCCUCAGCAUCUGCAGGAGCUCGCCAGUCUAACUCCAUUCCAACCUCUAGCUCUGCAUCUGCAUCCUCACGACAACAGCCACCGACUCAGUCUGUGCCUCAUCCCCCACAAACACAUUCCCAGCCCCCUCCUAGCACUUCUAACUCCUCCCAGCAGACCCUUCCCAAAGCUUGUCUCUCAGGCUAUGGCUCCCCAGUAGCUCCAGUCAAGUCAUCUAGCAGUUUGACAGGCCAGACCCCUCCCCAGCAGCAGCCUCAGUCAUUUUCCCCAAGCCAGCCUCCUCCGUCACACUUAUCUCAGUCAUACGGAGGAUUCAGUUCCCCACAGACACAUGACUUGCCUUCAGCCAGGACCUCUGGGGUUGGGAAAGGGUAUGGGAGUCUGGGAAGCCAAUCAUUUUCAGCAGAAUCAGUGUAUGGGGCAGAUUCAGGUUAUGGGUCACUGCCUCCAUCACUAGGGGGAGCUGGAAGUCCCUCAAUGGGCUAUGCUGCCUCAGGGCACUCUCCUGCACUCUUACGUUCAGGGGCAAGCGGGGGAACAGCUAGUGGUAGUAGCAAUGGAGGUACUACUGGUACAGGAGGUGCAAAUAGUGUGGGAGGAGGAGGAGGUGGUUCUUACCACAUACCAGAUUCCAGCCCAUCUCCAUCUGGCAACUCUGGAAUCAUACGUCCAGGUCUGCACUCUCCUGCUCCUUCACGACCUGCUCAGUCACCCGUGGGAACAGGAUCCAACAAAUACCUGUCCUCUGUCCUCUCCCCCUCCUUCUUACCCUCCCCACAGGGUUUUCCGGACACCCGCGGAGCUCGAUCACAACCCUUCCACCCCUCUGCGCCUCCAAAAACUAAGUCUGAUACCAGCAUACUUGGUGUAACUGAGUCUCGGCCACAACAGGAUGACGUAGAUGAUGAUGAUUUUCUAAUCCAGCAUCUACUUCAGGCUCAAAGUCCUACUCCUCAAGCAUCCCAUCAUCAUGCACCUCAGAGCCAUCAUUCCUCACAGCCUACCCAACAGCCUUCAGUUCUUCCACCCCAGGAUGGAAACAAGGGGUUGUUUAAUGAGAUGAGCAAGAGCUCAGAGGAGCGGUACCAUCUUCAAAGUGUUAUUCGAACUCACAGUGCCACUUCUAAUGCUGCGGUGUCUGGAGCAGGGAGUGGAGCAGGCCUGGACAGUCAGUUGGAGAUGUCUCUAAAGAAACAGCAGCAGCAUCAACAGCAGCAGCACCAACAGCAGCAUCAACAACAACAGCAACAGCAACAACAACACAAACAUCAACAACAGCAACAGAAGAGCAACAGAACUGUCACAGAAGGAGGAGGACGAGGGAGCUCUGAUCAAGCCCAUUCCCAUCCACAUCAUCACCAUGACUCAAUGGGGUCAGUUGUCCAUUAUGGUCGGGGUGACCCUUAUUCCCAGCACUCCAUUCCUCAGCAUCCCUCCUCUCACCAUCAGCAUACUCCUCACACUCCUACACAUACUCACCUGCAUGCUCACUCCCACAUGGAGAAGUCGCAAGAUUCUGCAGAUAUGGCUUACAUUCGCAAGACACCUGAUCUUCAGCAGCACCACCACCAACACCAACAGGCACAUCAGCAACAACAAACCCCACUUCAUCAGUCUCAUCAACAACAGCACCAACAACAGCAGCAGCAACAACAGCAGCGUCAGUCUCAGUCCCAGACCCUAAUGGAUUCUCCAACAGACCAGUCCCGCCAGCCUCCCCACCUGCUACAAUCAGUGCUCUCCCACACCACCCGCAGCAAAAUGGAUCCUCAGCAACAGCAGGCUUUGAUGGAAGCAGCCAGUGGAGUUACAUCAGCAGCAGAGACCCAUACCCAGCCCCAACCAUCUCAGCUACAGCUUCAGCUGCAGACUCAAGCUUUGGAAGCUGCUAGUCACUAUGGUCGUAGCUCCCAGCAGCAGGACCAGAACCAUGCAAAAUCUACCACAGUGUCCUCUUUGGACAUGCUGGAGCGUUCUCUUUCUCGGACAUCAAGUCAGGAGGGAGGAAUGGUGGAUGACAGAGCAGCAAAUGAGGGAAGCAGAGGAAAUUCUGCAGGUGGAACUGCAGGAAGUGUUGAGAGACACAGAUCACAGGAUCAACAGAGACUUUCAUCUCACCAUCCUUCGCAGCACCAUCCCUCUGAGUUACAUUCAUAUCUCUCUGAGCCUGAUUUGGGCUUAUCUACCCCUUCCCAUGGGGUAGAUCACCUUUCCCACCACCACCAUCAGCCACAGCAACCACCUCAAGCUCCUCAACACCCUAACUCCCACCACCAACAUGCUCACCCACAGCAUCCUUCUCAACAGAGCCAUCAUCACCUUGCUCAGUCAGCCUCUGCAACUGCGCAGCAACAAGAGCAGCCUCACCCUUCCCACUCCUCCCAGCUUCCUCAAGCUCAGCUUGACCAGCAGCAUCAAACAGACCAUCACUUUGACACGAGGAGCUCAGCAGUGAAGUCAAACCAGAAUCAGAAUCAAUCCCAGCAGAGCCAGAGGUUUGUUCCGUUAACAUCCAUCUGUUUCCCAGACUCGCUGCUACCAGAUGAAGACCGUUCGUUUUUUCCUGGAAUGGAGGACAUGUUCUGCCCAGAGGACUACAAGUCUAGCUGUCCUGGAGGAUCAGGGCAGGGUCAGGAUGGAGUUGCCCAACCUCAAACAGGACAAGAAGGCAUGGAGGGCAUGAAACCAACUGCAGAUGGUGGAGGAGAUGAUACAGGUGCAAACUAUGACAUGCUUGGCCCCCAUGGUGAUCAAGAUUAUGGGCAGUAUUGCCAUGAUCUUUCUGAACCUGACAAUGGAACCAUGCAUCUGGACCUCGACUCAUUGAAGACCCAUGAGCUCCCAUCGACAGUCAAUACAGAACAGCUUGGACUGAUUCAAUCUCAGCCACCCGGUCUUGGAAUGGGAAAUACUGGGAAUGUUGUGGAAGGUUCUGGUGCCAAGCUGGGAAGUUCGGGAGGUUCUGGAUCUGGAUCAGGAGGGCUUACCUCACCAAUUUUUUGCUCGUCUCGUCCCAAAAAGCUCUUGAAGUCCAGUUCUUUCCAUUUGUUGAAGGAGAGACCUGAUCCUAAUUCCCUCCCCAAAAAGAGCUAUGCACAGGAGUACGAAUUUGAAGAUGACGAAGACAAGGCUGAUGUUCCUGCUGACAUUCGAUUGAAUAGCAGAAGACUUCCCGACCUGAUUCCAGACCUUGUAUCCAGUUGUCGGAAGUCAGGUGGAACUAUGAGCCCUCUAAUGGGUGACUUGGAUUUUGGAUAUCCCUCUCUUGGUCCUCCUCCGCAAUUACUGCCCAGUGAUGGGCCGAAAAAGAGAGGAAGGAAGCCCACCAAGCCCAAACGAGAAGGACCCCCAAGGCCUCGUGGCCGCCCACGUAUACGUCCUUUGCCAGAGCCCCAUCACUCCAGGAGCAUGAUGGGAGAGUGUGGAACAGGAUAUGUUCCUGAGAGAGGCAGGGGCAGGGGUAGAGGCAGAGGAAGAGGACGGCGAGAUGAAUCUGUGAUGGACAUGGACAUAGCCAACAAGGAACAGGGUCAUCUAUAUCAACAGCACAUGCAACAACAGUCAAUGCAUCAGCAGCACCAAGAGCCAAUCAAACCCAUUAAGAUAAAACUUCCUAUUGGUACCUUGUCAUCUUCUGAUGCCCUGUUGCGGACAGAUUCUUUGUCUGGUACUGAUCCGGCCCUCUCAGAUGGUUCUGUGGGCUCUGCUCCUUCUUUGGGUCUGAGCCCAGGGACACCAGGAGUGCCUGAUAUAAGACCUCAAGACAAGAGUAAAUCCAAAUCUCAAGAGAUGGAAGAAAAGGAGUCUGAGAAGACUGGCUUUGUGGCUUCUUUUUUGGAUUUUCUGAAGUCUGGGAAAAGGCCGGGGAGCAGCUCUGGGAACGGUGAUUCAUCUCCAGGGAAAAGUGGCGGUAUCUGUCCCAUAUCCCCUGCACCACCUCCCCCACCAGCCCCUGCAGCUUCAUCUGCUUAUGGAGAUGGUGAAGGUGAUGGAGGUCUGUCGCUGGGUGGGUGCCCAAGCCCUUGCAAGCGCUUGGACGAAGAGCUGAAGAGAAACCUGGAGACCCUUCCAUCCUUUUCUUCGGAUGAAGAGGACUCCGUGGGAAAGAACCAGGAUCUGCAAAAGAGCAUCUCCUCUGCCAUCUCUGCCCUGUAUGACACUCCACAGCUCAGCACCAGCACAAUGCAGCCUCCCUCACUCCCCCCACCUCCUCCUCCACCUCCUCCUGCACCACUGACACCAACACAACACCCACCUUCUCUGAGCCCACAAACCCCAUCACACAUGCACUCGCAGCCUCCUUCACAUGUGCACGCACAGGCCAUCGAGUCUAAUAUGUUACCGAGAGAAGAGCAGGACGACGAGAUUGAAGAGGAGAAAAUGAAAGAUGUAGAAGAUGAAGAAGAGGAGCAGGACAAAGAAGUUGAAGAGAAAGAGCCAGAAAUGGAGAUGCUGACUGUUCCAAAAGUAGGAGACUCGCCUAAAGAAGCUCCUCAGGCAGCAGCCCCCUCUUCCCUUCCACCUCUGUUCCCAUCCUCCCCCGCACCUUCGUCUUCUCCCUCUCCGCCUCCUCUUCCUCCCCUCUCCCUCCCGUCACCUCUUCCUCAGCUGGAGGACAACCCAUCUCCAGUGCAGAAACCUCCACUGCAGCAGACUCCGCCUCCAUCCAGCCCUGUCGCUCCUUCUCUACCUGUCCUCUCUCCUCCUGCUCCCCCUCCUGCAGCCUCUCCUCCACCUUCCACUCCUCCACCCCCCAGCCCUCCUCCACCUCCACAGCCUGCUCCGGUGCCCUCCUCCCCAGAGGAGCCCCCAGCACCACAAAUCCUGCCGUUACACCUGGCGCAGAAACAGAGCGGCGCCGCCAUCGCAGGAGAGACUGAUGAGGAUGAGAGCGAGAGUGGAGGAGAGGGCAUUUUCAGAGAGAGGGAUGAGUUUGUGGUACGGUGCGAGGACAUCAGGACACUCAAGAUGGCCCUGCAGACAGGACGGGAGCCCCCUCCCAUCUGGCGUGUUCAGAAAGCCCUGCUGCAGAAGUUCGCGCCAGAGAUCAAAGAUGGGCAGAGACAGUUCUGCGCCACCAGCAAUUAUCUCGGUUAUUUUGGUGAUGCUAAAAAACGGUACCAACGUCUGUACGUGAAGUUCCUGGAGAACGUGAAUAAGAAGGACUACGUAAGGGUUUGCUCGCGCAAGCCUUGGCACAGACCCUCCGUAACGCUCAGACGCCAGUCACAGUCACAGUCGGUCCCGAAGAUAGCCCUGCCCCCUAACAACCAGACUCCGCCUCGCGCCGUGAGAGAGGAGAAGGACAAAGAGCGGGAAAAAGUGAAAGAGAAGGAGCAGCGUGAGGCCAGAGAGAAGAACAACAUCAGGGCGAAAGAGCAGCAAGAGAAGGAACGCGUGGCUAAACUGAAGGAGCGAGAGGAGACGAAGGAGAAGGAGAAAGAAAAGAAAACGCCGCCUCCUCCGGCACAACAGAAGGCAGAGAAACGGUCAGCGGCGGCGGAACGAGGGAAGGUGAAAGAGGAGAGAAAGGCCGGAGGAGCGGAGCGGAAGACGGAGCGCUCCGUGAAGCAGCAGCCCGUAAAGGUGAAAGCAGAACCUCCGCCAAAGAAGAGGAGGAAGUGGCUGAAGGUGCCUGAAGUUCCCUCAUCAUCGGAAUCCGACUCCUCAGCCAGCGAGGAAGAGAUCUCUGUGAAAGCAGGCCUGAACACUCGUGCUAUGCGGGAGAUGUACCGAAGCUAUGUGGAGAUGCUGGUCAGUACAGCCCUGGAUCCAGACAUGAUCCAGGCGCUGGAGGACACUGAAGAUGAACUGUACCUCCCUCCAAUGCGUAAAAUCGACAGCAUUCUCAGUGAGCAGAAGAGGAAGCUUCUGAAGCGGGUCAGCAUGAGCUCCCAGCACCAGGAGGCCAUACACACCUUCCCCCAGAUAACAGUGGAGCCCCAGGACUCUGGAGUAGUGAGGGUGAAGCUUGGUGGGGAGUGCUACAACCGGAAAACCCUGAACCGCGUCAAAAAGAAUGUACCCAAACCACAGGACCUCAAGCUGUCAACAGAGACGUGUCGACUCUACAGUCUCUACCAUUCCCUGCAUCAUUACAAAUACCACACUUUCUUAAUCUGUAAGAAAGAGACGAACACUAUAGAACAAGCUUCAGAAGAUCCUGGGCAGGAGGAGGUUGUUCAGCAGUGCAUGGCCAAUCAGAGCUGGCUGGACACGCUUUUCAACUCCUUCCUAGAGCUGAUGACCCUCAGUGCCAAAGCCUGAAGGAACGAGGAGGAAAGAGGAGAAAAAGGGGAGAACAAAACAAAGGACAAAUCCAGAGGAAGCGACGUGGAGCGAAUACGGCGGGUUUCUUUUGGCGCCGCCCCCCGUCCUCUGCUGUUGUUGUUACUGAAGCGCUUCUUAAGACAGUUGUGAUGCAGCGAGACGAGCAGGAGGAGUCGCCUCUCCGCAGGUAGUGAAUGAAUCGACUCAGCGAAGGAUCCUCUCUGAGGCAGAGCCGACGGAGGUAGACUCAACGGAUUAAUCAAAGGAGAGAGAACGAGUUCACACUCAGGUGUGACCAAUCUGAGAUUCUCUUAUUUUUCCUUUUUGUUUUUGCAUUUUCUUUUCGUUUUCCUGGAGAUGGGUCGACCUUCCAGCCUCGACCGCUAGAAGACGAACUGAAUUUCCGUGUGAAUUUUUUGCGCCUGUGGUUUCGUCCGAUUCUUUUCGCGUUUCAAAUAACUGACGACUAAUUUGAAGACGAUGCUAGGAGGAAGUCUGUUACUGUUUAAAUUUUACACAGAUUAUUUUUUAAGACUACAAACUGUUUUAUUCUGCUUUUUUUUCCUUUCUUCGAGCGACAGAGUGGUGCCGUGACGGUUGUGUUUUAUAAACGAGUGAAGACUGCGGUGCGAGAGGAGAAACUGACGGGGGGGGAGGGGAAGGGGCGGGGGGGAGAUGCUAAGCGGCGUAACGGUGUAACACUUCAGGCUACGUGAGCAGAUACGAGUGAGCUAUAGUAAUACACACAUUUUUAUUAUUUAUAUAAAAGACAUUUCUAACAGUGCAGAAAGCAGCAGCGCUUCAUUAUCCGUUUCAUAACGUCAAGUUACGUACAGAUGUCACGAGCGACGUUGCGUCGUCACGUUCUGAGCUGUCUUCCUUCGGGCUCGUGAAGGGGUGGCGGGUAGGACGAGGAGAUGAUGCGGCAUCUGUAAAAGAGUAAAAAAGACGGAAAUAAAAAUAUACUUCAAACUACGCAAAACUGUAAUAUUUCAGUGCAUUCUUCAGAAGAUGGACAUGAAAAAUAAGAGCUAACUAUAGCAUCCAGUUCCCACUAGGGAAAGAUUAUGUAUUAGUAAUAUUUAAAGAGGAUUUUUUUUGUUGUUUUGUUUUUAACUGUUUGUCCUUUGUCUGUAUUAUGAGUAUUAUUUUGGAACAAUCUAAUACUGUGCUUCUUUCAAAAACAAAGCCUUUGUGUAAAUAUUGUACAGCUCUUCACACAAAACUCAGUUCUUCUGUACAUGGACUAUUCCUGUAUUUGACAAACAAAAUAAAAUCAAGGAGCGUAUAAUGUCUCA